AUGCAACAAGCUUCCGUCGUUCCAGUGUCCUUUUUGUCCUUGGAGGGCAAAGGUGAAGAGUUCACUGAAACGUCAUAUGGCAACUCAACAUUCCCAGAGCCACCUGACGGUGAAGAUGAUCGGAUAUUCCGAUGCAACAACUGUAUGAAAGCCUACAAACGCAAGGGACAUCUCAAUCAGCAUAUUCGUUACGAGUGCAACAAGGACCCGCAGUUCGCCUGCCAUCUUUAUCCAAGAAUACUGUUCUUUAUGGAGGAUGGAGAAGAACGGUUCAGGUGUUCCACUUGCAACCGCAUCUACAAGAGGAGACCUGUCAUCAUACGCCACCUGCGAUACGAAUUCGCUGCUCCUGCUACGGUCACCAGCAUGGAUGGAUCGCAGCGUUUUGGCUGUUCCAACUGCGGAAGAUCAUACAAACACAAGUACAACUACCAUCGACACUUGCGCUACGAGUGUGUACAGUCAAGGCAGUUUCCCUGUUCAAUGUGCUCCUAUAAAGCCAACUACAAACAGGCUCUGGCCAACCACAUCGCUUACAGGCACAGCCAGUUAUCUCAGUCUCAAUUAAACAUUGAGGAGUCAGUGUCCAAAGCUGUUCAACGCCUGUGUCGACGCGAACCUGAAGAAGUUCUUGUGCAACUCCUGUGGCAAGCGUUACAAGUGGAAAGGGGAUCUGAACCGGCACAAGAAGUACGAGUGCAACACCCCUCCCCAGUUCGCUUGUCCUCACUGUCCGCACAGGAGCAGGCACAAACAGGACAUGAAGACACACAUAGCACUCAAACAUACUGUCUACAUGGAGAUGAAACACGACAACAUGUCUGUGAUGUCUGCGGACGGAGAUAUAAGCAUCAGAGUCACUUGAUACGUCAUAAGAACUACGAGUGUUCUGGUGUGCAGCCUCAGUUCUCCUGUCCAUAUUGUGAUCACAAAGCCAGACCCACGAACCAGUGUCCAUCCUGUGACAAGAAGUUCAAACACAGGACAAACCUUCUUCGUCAUUUGAGGUUUGAGUGCAACCGAGAGCCGAGGUAUUCUUGUUCCGAAUGUCCUUACCGUGGCAAGUACAGACAACAUCUUCAACGUCAUAAGAUGCACCGUCAUCCGAAUAGUCAGAAAGGGUUGUCAGAUGUUAGUAUGAAGAAUCAGCAGUUGCAGUCAAGUGGUGUCAGUGGAGACAACUGUGUUGUAAAAUUAGUAGGUGGCCAACCCCGAUACUUCUGCUCAUGUGGCCGCAGUUACAAGCUUAAGGGAGGAUUGCAGAAACAUCAGCGCUACGAAUGUGGGAAAGAACCCCGAUUCUCUUGUCCUCACUGCCCUUACAAAGCUAAGCAGAAAACAAGCCUUACUUCACACAUGAUGUUUAAGCAUAAAACGACUGUUAUAUGGUACAGUGACAAGCCUCACAUAUGCCCUACCUGUGGCAAGCGCUAUAUGCACAAGCGUCACCUCAUUCGCCACGAGCGUUACGAGUGCGGGAAAGAACCUCAGUUUGCCUGUGGGGACAGCUUCCUAGUAAAAGUAGUAGAUGGUAAACCACGAUACUUCUGCUCUUGUGGCCGCCAUUACAAACGUAAGGGAGGAUUAAGCCAACAUCAGCGCUACGAAUGUGGGAGGGAACCCCAAUUCUCUUGUCCUCUCUGCCCUUACAAGGCUAAACAGAAAACAAGCCUCACCUCACACAUGAUGUUUAAGCACAAACAAACAGCUGCGCAAGGAAUUUUAGGGUCUUAAGGAACUUUUUGAGGUGUA
This is a messenger RNA of Macrosteles quadrilineatus (aster leafhopper), 1752 nucleotides long. Its product is annotated as zinc finger protein 84-like. Lineage: Eukaryota; Metazoa; Arthropoda; Insecta; Hemiptera; Cicadellidae. The transcript is spliced from 11 exons. Bases 1 to 1734 code for a protein of 577 amino acids. The record is from RefSeq and is a predicted model, not a curated record.